Molecule: messenger RNA, 2629 nt
Organism: Nymphalis io (European peacock)
Lineage: Eukaryota; Metazoa; Arthropoda; Insecta; Lepidoptera; Nymphalidae
Gene: ScsbetaA
Product: succinate--CoA ligase [ADP-forming] subunit beta, mitochondrial
Exons: 10
Coding region: 66-1436 (456 amino acids)
Biological process (GO): tricarboxylic acid cycle; succinyl-CoA metabolic process
Cellular component (GO): succinate-CoA ligase complex; mitochondrion
Molecular function (GO): succinate-CoA ligase (ADP-forming) activity; ATP binding; metal ion binding
Source: RefSeq, a predicted model, not a curated record
UGACAGUUCUUUACUUCUUUGCCAACGCACGCGACUGGCAAUACCACAAUUAUAUGUAGGGAAAAAUGGCGACUUUACUACCUCGUUCUUUUGGACUUGCAGAAACUAUAUUUAUUAAAAAUGGAACAAAGCUAUUGGCAUCGUCAGCAUCCAACAACCUACCAAUCAAGCAGCAAGUUAGAAACCUGAAUGUUCAUGAGUAUGUGAGUUACACAUUGCUGAGAGAUCAUGGCAUUCCUGUGCCUAAAUUUAACAUUGCUAAGACCAAGGACGAGGCAGUCAAGUACGCCCAAGAACUUAAUACCAAAGAUAUUGUAUUAAAAGCGCAGGUCCUUGCUGGAGGUAGAGGAAAGGGUGCAUUUAAAAAUGGCCUGCAAGGUGGUGUGCGAAUGGUUGACAAACCUGAAGUAGCUGGAGAUAUUGUGGGUAAAAUGCUUCAGCAGUAUUUGGUGACAAAACAAACAGGAGCAGCGGGGAGGAUCUGUAACAUGGUGAUGGUCACGGAGAGGAAGUUUCCCCGAAGGGAGUUUUACGUUGCUAUAAUGAUGGAGCGUAGUUUCAAUGGUCCUGUUAUCAUAGCAUCGUCCCAAGGUGGUGUAAACAUUGAGGAUGUGGCUGCCGAGAACCCAGAUGCGAUCACCUAUGAGCCAAUUGACAUUGUCACUGGUAUUACCGAUGAGCAAGUCGCACGUGUAGUUGAAAAGAUUGGCCUACAAGAACGUUCCAGUGAAGCCUGUGAUAUGAUUAAGAAAAUGUAUGACUUGUUCUUAAAGAAAGAUGCUCUGUUGAUUGAAGUUAAUCCCUACGCCGAAGAUGCUCUUACUGGGCAAUUCUUCUGCUUGGACGCAAAAUUCCGAUUUGACGACAACGCCCAGUUCAGACAAAAGGAACUGUUUCAAUUGAGGGAUACCACUCAAGAAGAUGCUAAAGAAAUUGAAGCUGCCAAGUUUGACCUCAACUACAUUGCACUUGAUGGAAACAUCGGGUGUAUGGUAAACGGUGCAGGGCUGGCAAUGGCCACCAUGGAUAUCAUCAAGCUGUAUGGAGGGGACCCUGCCAACUUUCUUGAUGUUGGAGGCGGAGCCACUGCACAAGCUGUAGCGGAAGCCUUCAAGAUUAUCUUAUCAGACCCGAAAGUGACAGCUAUUUUGGUGAACAUCUUCGGAGGUAUCAUGCGCUGUGACGUCAUCGCAGAGGGUAUUAUAAACGCCGCUAAAAAUCUAAACAUUCAAAUUCCUGUGAUUGUCCGUCUUCAGGGUACAAAAGUGAACGAAGCGAGAAAACUGAUCGCAGAUUCCGGACUGCGUAUCGUGCCCCGCGACGACUUAGACGAGGCGGCCAAGCUCGUGGUCCAGCUCUCCGAGAUUGUUGCGCUCGCCAAGCAAGCUGGCGUCGGGGUAAAGUUCGACAUACCCAAAUAUAUGCUCGAGAAGUAAACAGUAUUGUCGCCGUAGUUGGUGAAUCUACUCUAACUGCGUUGGUGCACAGAUUAUGGUCUAAAAAAUAAUUCUUAAACAGUGAGUGAUGUUACUUUAUAAUUGAAUGAAUUGAAAGAAAUGCAAUAUAAAAUAUUCCUACACGUAUCGUGCUACACAUAAAAUAUAUAUAAUAUUAAAUUAUAAUAAAAUAUUAUUAAAUUAUUCAUAAAACAAUGAGGUACUUAUUUCCCAUUUAUACUAUAUUUUACUAGAAUGUUCAUAGGAUAAUCUGUGCACUAAUUACUGUAAUAGAAAGUAGACCUAUUUAAAUACAUCCUAUUAAUCUCAUAUUUAAACUUUCUUCGAAUAAUAUUACCGAACAAGUUUGUUCUGAAUAAAUUAGUCACAUCUUAUUAGCGUUAUAAUAACUUUGAAUUACGUGAGCUGUGUUAUUUAUUCAUAUUAGAUUGACAUGUAGAUAGUAGAAACACAACUGUUUCAUUUAUUUUUUUAAUUUAUAUAUUUAUUACAUAUUUUAUUGUAUUAAAGUUAAUUCAACCUUGAGCAUAUUAAGUUUCCGUUAUCGUUAUAAUAAAAAUAGUUACACUUAGAAAACAAGUGCAGUAUAUUUUUUUAAAUGUAGUUAAUUUAUUAAAAUGUCAAACAAUUGUAAUUUAAAAACACAUUUUUUUCUUAGCAAACUUGCAUAUUUUCACAAUUUUAUUUAUUGAUUUCAUUAGACUAAGUAAUCACUCUCAUUAUUGAGCUUAUUGUUGUAAUCGUAUCUGCUGACAUUAAUCAUACAUUAUUUUGAUUAAUUUAUAUUUUUCGAAACUUAUUUAGCAUUCUUAAACGUUGAUAGUAUUGUUGUUACCCUCUAUUGUAAGUUAUUAACCUUUAAUAAAAAUGACAUUUACUUUAUGAAUGUAGUUUUAUCUGUAAAAUACUGAAUCAUUAAUUUAUAGGACCCUUCAUUUAGUGUGUCCUCGAACGUGUAUCAGCGCAAUAAUCGUGUAUUAGUAUAAUAUGUUCUACAUAUUGUGUUCCUUUGUAUAUAGUGAACUGACAUCUAAGUUCAUGUAUGUAUUUGUCAAUGGGUAUUCUUAAAAUUAAAGUACAAUAAGUUAAUAUUUUGAUUUAUCCAAGUGAUAUUAUUUUUUGUCUGUUAACAGUGGUUACACAGUAAAUAAAAUUUUAUUUGGAUCAUAGAA